CUCGGAGCUUCCUGCUCUGCCGGCUGCCUCUCACGCUCACUGCAGUGGCUCCGGCUUCAGCAGCCUUGGAGAAGCAUCAGCUGAGAGGAGCUAUCACAUGGGAACCGGGAGCUGCUCAGCAAAGCCACUGUGGAAGUGUACCACCAAGUGAGGCAUGGCACGGCGGGCUGGAAGAGUACUGGCCCUGGAGCCAGACCACCUGGGGCUGUACCCGGACCUUGCCACUUACUAGCUUUGUGACAUUCGAUGCCCUUAUGAGGAAACUUCUGAACUUCAGAAGAGUCACUGAGUUAGUAAUUCCCAGACCUGGGACUGGAAGCCAAAUCUUGUGCUCCUUCUGCUCUCCCCAAUAGUUCCUACCAUUCUGAGGAGACAAGAAAUCAGGAAAUUUACAUAAGCAACCUUAAAACUGGGGCACUGUCCCAGAGCUCAGCAGAACCCUGGGAAAGGGGAACAGAGGACAGAGAAUCUCUGGAUAACAGUCCUUGAAAGAGGGGGAGGGUAUGGACAACAGAGGAAAGGAAGUGGGAAAGAAGGAGCCAAGGCUCCCUCAUCCUGCGUCUUCUCAGUCACCAAGGCAGACCUGGAACUACCUCCUCUCAGAGAGAUGAGCUCCUGAGCCCUCAGUUACUGGGCUGGCACUCCGGACCAGCAGCCCAGCCUCGAAGGCUGGCAGUAAGAGCUUGCCUGAGAGACAGACUCCAGCAGGAGGCACCCUCUCCCCACAUCCCCACACACAGCAUUGGGAAGCCUGGGCCUGGGCUUGCCAUCCCAGGGUCACUGGACUAGGAUGGGGGAUGGGCCUGUGACAGGAGGUGUCCUGGGUGUCCUCUUUCGGCCCCAUGGAGUCCUCACCCAUCCCCCCGUCAUCAGGGAACUCUUCCACUCUGGGGAGGCUCCCUCAAACCCCAGGUCCCUCUACUGCCAGUGGGGUCCCGGAGGUGGGGCUGCGGGACGUGGCUUCAGAAUCUGUGGCCCUCUUCUUUAUGCUCCUGCUGGACUUGACCGCUGUGGCUGGCAAUGCUGCUGUGAUGGCUGUUAUCGCCAAGACACCCGCUCUCCGAAAAUUUGUCUUCGUCUUCCACCUCUGCCUGGUGGACCUGCUGGCUGCACUGACCCUCAUGCCGCUGGCCAUGCUUUCCAGCUCCGCCCUCUUUGACCAUGACCUCUUUGGGGAGGUCACCUGCCGCCUCUACUUGUUCCUGAGUGUGUGCUUUGUCAGCCUGGCCAUUCUCUCGGUGUCGGCCAUCAAUGUGGAGCGCUACUAUUAUGUGGUCCAUCCUAUGCGCUACGAGGUGCGCAUGACGCUGGGGCUGGUGGCCUCUGUGCUGGUGGGGGUGUGGGUGAAGGCCGUGGCCAUGGCUUCGGUGCCAGUGCUGGGAAGGGUGUCCAGGGAGGAAGGAGCUCCCAGCAUCCCCCCGGGCUGCUCGCUCCAAUGGAGCCACAGCACCUCCUGCCAGCUCUUCGUGGUGGCCUUCGCUGUCCUUUACUUCCUGGUGCCCCUGCUCCUCAUCCUCGUGGUCUACUGCAGCAUGUUCCGAGUGGCCCGCGUGGCCGCCAUGCAGCACGGACCGCUGCCCACGUGGAUGGAGACGCCCCGGCAACGCUCUGAGUCUCUCAGCAGCCGCUCCACCAUGGUCACCAGCUCGGGGGCCCACCAGACCACCCCGCACCGGACGUUUGGGGGAGGGAAGGCGGCAGUGGUCCUCCUGGCUGUGGGGGGACAGUUCCUGCUCUGUUGGUUGCCCUACUUUUCUUUUCACCUCUACGUUGCCCUAAGUGCUCAGCCCAUUUCGACUGGGCAGGUGGAGAAUGUGGUGACUUGGAUCGGCUAUUUCUGCUUCACUUCCAACCCUUUCUUCUAUGGGUGUCUCAAUCGGCAGAUCCGGGGGGAACUCAGCAAGCAGUUUGUCUGCUUCUUCAAGCAGGCUCCAGAGGAAGAGCUGAGGCUACCUAGCCGGGAGGGGUCCAUUGAGGAGAACUUCCUGCAGUUCCUUCAAGGGACUGGCUGUCCCACGGAAUCCUGGGUUUCCCGACCCCUACCCAGCCCCAAGCAGGAGCCAGCUGCUGUUGACUUUCGAAUUCCAGGCCAGAUAGCUGAGGAGACCUCUGAGUUCCUGGAGCAACGACUUACCAGCGACAUCAUCAUGUCAGACAGCUACCUCCAUCCUGCCCCCUCCCCUCGACCUGAAUCAUGAUGGGCCGCUGGACACUUGGAGGGAAAAGGGGCUAGGAGGUGGUUAGGACUGCAAGGAGCACCUUGUGGGAUCACCUUUGCCCGGCUACCUGGGGCUGGGGCUGGGGUCUCUGCACACAGCUUUUGCUUGGUGUUUCCUGGGUCAGGAACAGAGCCAACAGGAUGGACAUGUGGCAAAUGCCUUGGACAUGGCUAUGAUCUUUGACUACUGGGGGAGGGAACCUGGUGAUGAGAGUAAAGGGUCACGAAGGACUGGCCUCCCUGAUCUCUAUCCUCGUGGCAGUGACCCACCUCCAGCCCCCUGGACAAUCGGGUACAGAGACUAAGGUUGGGAACGGGUAGGGUGGGGUUUCCAUAGUCCAUUAAAUGCUUCCCUACUCCCAUUCUUCGCUCUCAAAAUUAGCUUCAGUGACAAAGACUUAAACCUCUCUCCUAUCUGCAGCCCUGGGUUGGAGAGAGGGCACAGGAGUGGGGCUCAGCUGUUCGCUGACUGAGACUGGAGGAACUGUGUUGGUUGGUAUCGGUGGUGGUAUUUUUCAAGGAAAGGGGAAUAAUUGCAAACUGGAUAGGACAUCCAUCUGGGACUACUUGUCCAUCCACUUCCCUCAAUUGAAUCAGGUAACAUUAAAGGGUCGAGGGAGUACCAGAGGGUGGUGUGGUCUGUAUUUGAACAAAUUCCUGGCUCACUGAGCAUCGAAGGGGAAUAUGGCCCGGUGGGAGUGGUUUAGUUUCCCCUUUAAACAGCCAAUAAAUAAUUUUUAUUAUAAAAGUUAUACUGAUUAUCAACAUCGACUCCUUCGGUUCAAUUCAGUGUAUAAUAGUUGAAUACCCAAUAUUUUCUGGGACCCACAUAGGGGAUGUGGAGUCACUGCCUUCAAGGAGUUCAGUCUUAUUUGACCAGGUACCUUGCAUUUUCACAGAGCAUUCACCUCUGGUGAAGUGCUAUGGAAUGUGUGUGAGAAAUGUACUGGAGAAUUUGUUCGUGGUUCUAACUUAUGAGAGUUCAGUCCAUUAGAGCAAGAUACCUACACGGAGGCUUCCUGCAGACUACGUAAAGUGUGGGGGUUGUAAAUGAAACUCUACUUGAAAAAAUACCUUAUUCAAUGAAACUAGGCAAACAGCUUUCCCCCUUUAGAUCUAGGAAAAUUAUCAGGUUUCUGUCUUCCUACCACUAGACUUCCUCUAGUCUAGCGCCUAUUAUAUUGAGGGAAUCCUUUAGAUAGUAUAUACAACGGGGAGAGUCUUUUGUGAUUGCAAAACAUAUUCUCAUCUCUCCUCCCUUUUAAGAUAGACUCCUAACGGAGGAAUCUCAUUCCUAGAUAGGGGAAAACUCUUCCAAACAUCACUGAUCUGCUAGUAGGCCCUAAGCAUUGCCAGUAGGUGGCAGUGUGUGUCCAGUGGAAACAGGAAAGGUGUCUGUAAGUGGGUAAAGGGGUGUGGGGAGGACAUUCAACGUUGUCUGGCAGCCAUUUUGUUAAUUUAUUUUGCCUUUUCCUUUGACUUUGCCCUCCAACCCUUCCUUCCCAUACAUCAAAGAAGAAAAAUUUAAAUUCAAGGAUAACUCUAAUUCAGGCUGAAAUUUCCUGGCACUGUGAUCUCACUGGCAUUUAUUACAGAAUUUGACAUAUGCUGGUUCGUUUGCCAUUUAUUUUGAGUAGAUCAUGAAGGAAAUAAAAGAUUCUAUUAUGCUGAGAACUUUCCCAACAGUUUCUGCCAUGACAACCUCCUAAGAGUUUUCUAGCCACUAGGAUCACUUGGGUAAAGUUCGAUGUGUAAUCUUGAGCUGUGCAAGUUGUUCCUGGACACAAUUUGACCUCCCUAAUCCACGGAAGAAUCAGUAACCGUCCUGUCAGUUACUUUUUCCUGCACCCUGGUCGUGUUGGGGUAACUCUCAAUCCUAGAUGAAAACCUUGUUGUCAGGUUUUCCCAGGUAACACAGUGGCAUAGUAGUAAAGGGGUGCAUUUGGAGUCAGAUAAACACCUACUCACUGUGUGAAGUUGGGAAAGAUGUUUAAUUUCUGAGCCUAUUUCCUCAUCUGUAAAAAUGGGGAUAACAUUACCUACCUCACAGGGUUGUUGUGAGGAUUAAGAGAUAUGUGGAAGCACCUAGCCAUACUUGGCAAACAGGUACUCAAUAAA
Molecule: messenger RNA, 4336 nt
Organism: Rhinolophus ferrumequinum (greater horseshoe bat)
Lineage: Eukaryota; Metazoa; Chordata; Mammalia; Chiroptera; Rhinolophidae
Gene: GPR61
Product: G protein-coupled receptor 61
Exons: 4
Coding region: 843-2198 (451 amino acids)
Biological process (GO): G protein-coupled receptor signaling pathway
Cellular component (GO): endosome; plasma membrane; signaling receptor complex
Molecular function (GO): G protein-coupled receptor activity
Source: RefSeq, a predicted model, not a curated record